GCACCCUGUAAAAUUAUGGACAGUCUCGAGGCACCCUUUAAAAUUAUGGACAGUCCCGAGGCACCCUUUAAAUUUAUGGACAGUCCCGAGGCACCCUUUAAAUUUAUGGACAGUCCCGAGGCACCCUUUAAAUUUAUGGACAGUCCCGAGGCACACUUUAAAUUUAUGGACAGUCCCCAGGCACCCUUUAAAAUUAUGGACAGUCCCGAGGCACCCUGUAAAAUUAUGGACAGUCCCGAGGCACCCUGUAAAAUUAUGGACAGUCCCGAGGCACCCUGUAAAAUUAUGGACAGUCCCGAGGCACCCUUCACAAUUAUGGACAGUCCCGAGGCACCCUCCACAAUUAUGGACAGUUUAGAGGCACCCUGCACAAUUAUGGACAGUCCCGAGGCACCCUGCACAAUUAUGGACAGUCCCGAGGCACCCUCCACAAUUAUGGACAGUCCCGAGGCACCCUUUAAAAUGAUGGAUAGUCCCGAGGCACCCUUUAAAAUUAUGGACAGUCUUGAGGCACCCCAUUCUAAAUUG
Molecule: messenger RNA, 528 nt
Organism: Staurois parvus
Lineage: Eukaryota; Metazoa; Chordata; Amphibia; Anura; Ranidae
Source: the annotation of a GenBank genome assembly